This is a messenger RNA of Oppia nitens, 961 nucleotides long. Its product is annotated as venom peptide isomerase heavy chain-like. Bases 70 to 954 code for a protein of 294 amino acids. Gene Ontology annotation, molecular function: serine-type endopeptidase activity. The record is from RefSeq and is a predicted model, not a curated record. NCBI's taxonomy places the organism in Eukaryota, Metazoa, Arthropoda, Arachnida, Sarcoptiformes, Oppiidae. Gene Ontology annotation, biological process: proteolysis. The transcript has 2 exons.
ACCAUAUUUAAUAACUAAAAAAAAAAAAUUUAAAACCCCCUCCAACUCCCACUAAUUCAAAGCUCAGGUAUGCUAUUAGUACCGCUAAUAAUACUUCAACUAAUACUGACUGACAAUACUAAAGAUAAUGGCCGGCGCCGUAGUAGUCGUCCGCCACCGAAACCGUUUAUAGUGGGCGGCAAUGAUGCCCAACCGGGUGCCUAUCCGUGGAUGGCCGCCAUAAUGGAUCGGACACACGGCCCGAUGCCCUGGUGUGGCGGUUCGCUAAUUACCAGACAGUUUAUACUAACGGCUGCCCAUUGUUUCGAUAUUAGCUAUACUAUCAAUGAUAUAUCAGUCAUAUUAGGUGGUUAUUGGUUCAAACCAGAUGGUAGUGGUGGUGGUGGUGCUGGUAGUACUAAGCACCGGGUUGACCAUAUUAUCAGCCAUCCUGGCUAUAAUAGCCAUACAAAACUACAUGAUAUAGCAUUGGUUAAGCUAAGAGCACCGGUAGAUAGUAGUAGUAGUAGUGGUGGUUUUCGGCCAAUAAAACUCACACUAUUGGAUAGCUAUGAGGGACAGUCGGUUCGUGUAUUGGGUUGGGGUCUAACCCAGAAUCCAUCAGUCGAUAGUCAGGCUAAACAAAGUGAAUUACUACAGGAACUGGAUCUCCAGGUCUGGAACAAUGUGGACUGUAGUCGUGAAAUUGAAGCGUUUGGCGACGGCAUAGUCAUAGUACCGACUAUGUUGUGCGCCGGUGGCCGUGACCAGGGAGGUCAAGAUGCCUGUCAGCAUGAUUCGGGCGGACCAUUGUUUACGAUUGUUGUAGACGACAACAAUGGACAGCUACUACCGGUGCUCGUUGGUGUUGUAUCCGCUGGUAUUGAUUGUGGUUUGCCACGUAUGCCUGGUAUCUAUACCCGGGUUAACCAGUAUAUCGAUUGGAUUAAUCAAUCGAUGAUAAGAUAUGACUGACAUACCG